CCGCCAGUCCUCAGUGCUCGUGAGAACAUCAGCAACAAUCCAGACUCCGGCCCUCAGCCCUUCAAGAGACCCAGGCUUCCCCCGCGAGGAGCACAGAGGGGCCGCCCGCACUCCCGGCGCCGCCACCGCACCACCUUCAGUCCAAGGCAGCUGGGGCAGCUGGAGUCAGCCUUCGGGAGGAACCAGUACCCUGACAUCUGGACCCGCGAGGGCCUCGCCCGGGACACAGGCCUCGGCGAGGCCAGAAUCCAGGUCUGGUUCCAGAACCGCAGAGCUAAGCAGCGGAAACAAGAGCGGUUAUUGCUCCAGCCACUGGCCCAUCUGUCUCCGGCCACCUUCUCUGGCUUCCUGCCUGAGUCCCCAGCUUACCCCUACUCUUUCCCAACACCGCCUCCACCCGCGACCUGCUUCCCUCACCCCUACAGCCAGGCCCUUCCCUCCUCCCAGCCCGCCCCCGGUGCUCCUUUUGCUCUCCCACACCAGUCUGAGGACUGGUACCCCACCUGGCACCCACCCCCCGCUGGUCAUUUGCCCUGCCCCCCACCCCCACCCAUGCUUCCCCUCAGCCUUGAUCCACCAAAGUCCUGGAACUGAGGAGGGUGACCCCUGGCCUGUGGCUCCCAUGAGGCACAGAGAAAACUGGGUGUCUUCCUUUCCUUCCAGGGAUGGAGAAGAAACACAGGGAAGGGCAGCUCACAGAUAGGAGAUUUAAAAAUAGGGGUCAUGAAGGUUCAGUCAAGUGAUUAACAGAGAGAAUUUGGGGAGGUGGACUACUGGAAGAUGUGAGUAAAAGCCUCAGUGGAGGUGACUGGUGUAACUGCUGGUGAGUGGAGAUGAUUGAUGGAGACAGACCUUUCGGGGCUUCAUUCAUUGAGAUCAGAAUUGAAGCUCUUCAUCCCUGCUGUUCAUCUAUCUGAUUUCAGUAAGGCCUUCGAUUUAAAGUCUGCCUAUAUAUCACUUCCCCAUCACCUGCACCACCACCUAGUCAUUAACUCUUGUUCAUUCUGUCCUAGAAACUUAUCUUGAGUUGAUUACUCUCGUUUCCAUUCCAACAGGGGUUUGCUUUUUCAGGCCCCAUACUGUCUUAACCUAAAGGUCUUAUCCUCCAGCUUCCCCUAGCUGCAAUCUUUCUCAUUUCCAGCUGACCUUGCAAAUCCUAUUACCAAGGACUGGCUCUGCCAUGCCUUAUUUCAAAAAUAAGAAUAAAAAAUUUUUUAACCUAGUUAGCUUGGCCUGUAGGAGUCUUCAACAUCUAUCUUCCACAUCUUUUCAUUCUGCUGCACUUUUUAACAUAUGUGAUUUCUGAUAGAGCAGAAACUAUUAAAUUUAGGGUAGACUUUUCCAGGAGUAAACCAUGAGGUCAUUCCCAGGAAAGGACCUUCCAUGAAGCACUUGGUCUGAACUCUCCCUACAGAAACAGUGUAGCCGAAUUGCAGACACCAUUAUUAGACCAUAUAGUUUAUAAUUUACUUAUUUAUAUGUAGGGCUACCUCCCUUAUUGGCAGGUCCAUAAAUGUAUCCUCAAUAAACAAGCCUCUAACAAUGGA
Messenger RNA from Choloepus didactylus (southern two-toed sloth), 1547 nucleotides. Its product is annotated as homeobox protein prophet of Pit-1-like. The annotation marks the transcript as partial. The record is from RefSeq and is a predicted model, not a curated record. Gene Ontology annotation, cellular component: transcription regulator complex. Gene Ontology annotation, biological process: regulation of transcription by RNA polymerase II; pituitary gland development. Gene Ontology annotation, molecular function: RNA polymerase II cis-regulatory region sequence-specific DNA binding; DNA-binding transcription factor activity, RNA polymerase II-specific. NCBI's taxonomy places the organism in Eukaryota, Metazoa, Chordata, Mammalia, Pilosa, Megalonychidae. The transcript is spliced from 3 exons.